Molecule: messenger RNA, 636 nt
Organism: Oikopleura dioica
Lineage: Eukaryota; Metazoa; Chordata; Appendicularia; Copelata; Oikopleuridae
Source: the annotation of a GenBank genome assembly
AUGCUCCGGAAGGAUUUAAUCGUCAAGAUUUUUCUUCUAGCGAAGCUGGGAAACGCGCAAAGUGGAGAUUUUCAAGACGAGACGAUCUUCGACAAUAUCGAGGUGGAUUACAAAGGCGACACCUUCAACACACAAAGAUCUUCGUCGAAAAACAUCUUUCCUGAAAGCUCCUCUCCUGAAGUUACAGAAGAAAUUUCAGAGCUAACUGAAACGAUUAUUUUAACAGAAGAAUCUUCAUCGGGCGUCGAGGUCUUCGACAAAAUCAUCAAAAUCGAAGAAACGAGUGCAAUCAUGGAAGAGAGCUCCUUGGAACGAGAGCCAAACGAAAUGCUCGUGAUCGGCCUGGGAGUGGGAAUUGCAGCGCUUAUGCUUUGUUUGAUGCUGAUUGGAGCCUGUGUGUAUAUUAGAAAGCGGCGAAAUCAGCCCAACAUCCUUUCCUCCCAAAACCGCCCCAAAACCUCCACGAAGUCCAAGCAGACACAUUCGAGCGAAUCGACAUUACUCGCGGCACUCUUCCAAGAAAAUCCAAAAACACGAGGAACAGUUCGAUUUCGAAGAAGAGCUCAAAAAGCAGCUGCAAAACAGGGCCGGAACUGCCGACCUCGGAUUUGGGCGCCAGCUCGAUGGGAACAAUGA